Messenger RNA from Lycium ferocissimum, 1633 nucleotides. RefSeq names its product transcription factor TCP9-like. NCBI's taxonomy places the organism in Eukaryota, Viridiplantae, Streptophyta, Magnoliopsida, Solanales, Solanaceae. The record is from RefSeq and is a predicted model, not a curated record. Gene Ontology annotation, cellular component: nucleus. The coding region runs from base 228 to 1289 and encodes 353 amino acids. Gene Ontology annotation, molecular function: sequence-specific DNA binding; DNA-binding transcription factor activity. The transcript has a single exon.
AAAGUCACACUAUCCCUACCCACACUUCACCUUACACGUGUCACCAUCUCACUCCCCCUUUGCUUAAAUACCUCCUAACUUCAACCGUCUGAUUCAUCCUUCUCAAUUCUUCCUCCAUUUCCACUUCACCUUUCUUGGUUUUUUCUCAUCUCUAAUUCACAUAUCAACAAAUUUUUCAUUGUUAUUUCACUGUUUUGAGUGAAAAUAAAUUCUUCGUUUUCUUAAAGAUGUCGACUUUUCAAGAACCAGAUGAUGAGUGUGGUACUUCAGAGCUUAGCAAUGGAGUUACCGAUGAGAAAAAAGUGGUAUUUUCAGCUUUAAAACAAGAACCAUUUGAUUCUGAUCAUCAAAAUUUGGUUCCGUCAAUGGCAGCCACCCCACGGCGGUCUUCCACGAAAGACCGCCACACAAAAGUAGAGGGACGUGGCCGAAGGAUCCGAAUACCCGCCACGUGUGCGGCUCGGAUCUUUCAGUUGACCCGAGAAUUAGGUCACAAGUCUGAUGGAGAAACUGUUAGGUGGUUGCUUGAACAUGCAGAGCAAGCUAUUAUUGAAGCUACUGGAACCGGAACUGUCCCGGCGAUAGCGGUUUCCGUUAACGGGACACUUAAAAUUCCGACAAGUAAUGGGGAGAUUGACGAGAAUAAUCCUGUGAAACGUAGAAGGAAAUCAACGAACUCGGAGUUCGUUGAUGUGGGAAGUUUGAAUAAAAGUGGAGCAAAUGUUUCACAAUUUGCUCCUGUGACCGUAGCUGCGGCCCCCACCGCUCCUCCGCAGGGAUUAGUACCCGUGUGGGCAUUGAGCAGUGGGGGUAUGAUGGUACCAUCCAAUGCCAUUUGGAUGAUACCAGCUACGGUCCCACCAGCUCAAUUAAACGUCAGUGAUAAUAACAACAACAACAAUAAUAAUAACGUCUUUCAGUAUCCUCAGUUAUGGACGAUCACUCCUUCAGUGACACCUGUUUUUAAUUUGGCCACAAGGCCGAUAUCAUCUUUCGUGGCUGCAACAGCCACGAAUAUUAAUGGUCCGCCACCAAUAAUGAUGGCAGGACCGUUAGGUAUGAAAGAGGAAGUGGUAACAACUAGGGGGCCUAAAGUUGGGUCGAACGCGUCUAGCAUGGCCCCAGCUAGUUUAAGUUCUAGUGGAGAUAGAAAUAACAAGAAUAAUGACGUUAAAACUCAUAUGUUGAGAGAUUUUUCACUUGAGAGUUAUGAUAGAAAAGAGUUACAGUUUAUGAGUCCAAGUGUAAAUCAUCAACAAGAAGAUCAAGUUACAUCUUCAAAGCCAUGAAGUCAUGAAGAUAGAGUUGGCGGAUUAAUGGGCGAUCAAGAAGGCCCACGGCUUGGACCGGUGACCUUCAUUGCACUUGGAAGGAUGCCUGCUUAACGUCAGUUCAGGUGGUCGAUCCUAUGUCAUAAUUUAUAGCAGUAAAGAUAGAGACAGAGUUUAGACCAAAUAUGCUCGAAAUACUCUGUAUGUACAUACUAGAGGAGAUUAGCAAUCCACCUUCUUUUAUUUUUUUUGAUUUCCGCAAAACUAAUGUUAAUUAGAGGUUGAAUGAUCUAUAACUCUACUCAGAAAAUUUCCAGUAAAUCAGAUAAUAACUGUUAAUGAAAAUGUUUCUUUUCCAUCAA